Molecule: messenger RNA, 2048 nt
Organism: Myripristis murdjan (pinecone soldierfish)
Lineage: Eukaryota; Metazoa; Chordata; Actinopteri; Holocentriformes; Holocentridae
Product: suppressor of tumorigenicity 7 protein homolog
Source: RefSeq, a predicted model, not a curated record
GCUAACUGUAGCUAACGUUAGCAGCCCAGUCUGCAGACACGUCUACAGUCCCGGCGGUGCUCCAUAGACAUAUGUUGGACUGCUAGUGGAAGAAAUGAGAGCUACAAACAAGGAUUUAACAGGCCUUCAUACACACACAAAUUAAGCUCCUGGCCCAGCCAUGUUCGGCACAGAGUCCUCAUUAAGCAUGUUUCUCAACACCCUGACACCCAAGUUCUACGUGGCACUGACGGGCACCUCCUCCCUCAUAUCAGGACUCAUACUGAUAUUUGAGUGGUGGUAUUUCAGGAAGUAUGGCACCUCCUUCAUAGAGCAGGUGUCAGUGAGCCACCUGCGCCCCCUGCUGGGUGGAGUGGACAGCAUCCCCAGCAACUCCAACACCAGUAAUGGGGAGGCAGACUCCAAUCGACAAAGUGUGUCUGAAUGUAAAGUAUGGCGAAAUCCGCUCAAUUUAUUUCGUGGAGCUGAAUAUAAUCGUUAUACGUGGGUGACGGGUAGAGAGCCGCUGACAUAUUACGACAUGAACCUGUCAGCGCAAGACCACCAGACCUUCUUCACCUGUGACUCGGACCACCUCCGCCCCGCUGACGCCAUUAUGCAGAAAGCGUGGAGAGAGAGGAACCCACAGGCUCGUAUCUCUGCUGCACAUGAAGCUCUGGAGCUGGAGGAUUGUGCGACGGCAUACAUCCUGCUGGCCGAGGAGGAAGCCACCACCAUCAUGGAGGCCGAGCGCUUGUUUAAACAGGCGCUGAAGGCUGGAGAGAGCUGCUACCGCCGCAGCCAGCAGCUGCAGCACCACGGUACACAGUAUGAAGCCCAGCACAGAAGGGACACCAACGUCUUGGUGUACAUAAAGAGAAGACUGGCAAUGUGCUCCAGAAAGCUGGGCCGCACACGAGAAGCAGUUAAAAUGAUGAGAGACUUAAUGAAGGAGUUCCCUCUCCUCAGUAUGUUCAACAUCCACGAAAACCUGCUGGAGUCGCUGCUAGAGCUCCAGAACUACGCUGACGUCCAGGCCGUUCUGGCCAAGUAUGACGAUAUAAGUUUACCCAAAUCCGCAACAAUAUGCUACACAGCAGCCUUGCUCAAAGCUAGGGCGGUAUCGGACAAGUUCUCUCCAGAGGCAGCGUCCAGGCGAGGACUCAGUACAGCAGAAAUGAACGCAGUAGAAGCCAUUCACAGAGCGGUGGAGUUCAACCCUCACGUCCCCAAAUAUCUGUUAGAGAUGAAGAGUCUGAUUCUUCCUCCAGAACAUAUCCUGAAGCGAGGGGACAGUGAAGCCAUCGCUUACGCCUUCUUCCACCUGCAGCACUGGAAGAGGGUGGAGGGGGCACUCAACCUGCUGCACUGCACCUGGGAGGGCACAUUCAGAAUGAUCCCGUACCCUCUGGAGAAGGGCCAUCUGUUCUACCCCUACCCCAUCUGCACAGAGACCGCUGACAGAGAGCUGCUACCCAUGUUUCACGAGGUGUCAGUCUACCCAAAGAAGGAGCUUCCCUUCUUCAUCCUGUUCACGGCCGGUCUCUGCUCCUUCACCGCCAUGCUGGCACUGCUCACACACCAGUUUCCCGAACUCAUGGGAGUCUUCGCUAAAGCUUUCCUCAGCACACUGUUCGCUCCUCUGAACUUCAUCAUGGAGAAGGUGGAGAGCAUCCUGCCAUCCAGCCUCUGGCACCAACUUACCCGCAUCUAACCCGGACCGACCCAGAAGCAGGACCCGAAGCCGACCUCCAUCCAGACAACAGCUGAACUGAAACCCAGAUGCGCUGGACUGGACUGACACACCUUUGUGCCAAGCUCACCGAGUUCAAACCGAACCCGCCUGACAAAGAGGAUGAGGUGACGGUUGGUGGAGGAGAGGAUAUGGCAUAAAAGAAGGCAAAACAAUGAAAUUCUGAAUUGGUUUUGACUUUAUUUGAUAUGUUUGCAUUUUUUGGGGUUUCCAGUCAUGUAAAGCCUUUUUUUUUUGUUGUACAAAAAGAGGUGAUCAAUUGCCAUCAUUAAAAAAGUGAAAAGACAAAAAAAUACAAUAAAGGACUUUUUGUGUA